This is a messenger RNA of Baudoinia panamericana UAMH 10762, 1587 nucleotides long. RefSeq lists its product as uncharacterized. The record is from RefSeq and is a predicted model, not a curated record. NCBI's taxonomy places the organism in Eukaryota, Fungi, Ascomycota, Dothideomycetes, Mycosphaerellales, Teratosphaeriaceae. Gene Ontology annotation, molecular function: serine-type carboxypeptidase activity. The annotation marks the transcript as partial. Gene Ontology annotation, cellular component: fungal-type vacuole. The transcript has 4 exons. Gene Ontology annotation, biological process: proteolysis.
AAGCGAGGAGUGCCAGCUGAUCCCACAGGUGUAACGACCAUCACUUCGCCCAAUGGGGCUACCAUACGCUACAAGCAACCCGGAAAGGAGGGUUUCUGCGAGACAACACCGGGGGUAAACAGUUACUCUGGAUAUAUCAGUCUCAACGCGACAACCAAUAUGUUUUUUUACUUCUUUGAAGCUCGCGAGAACGCCGCUCACGCUCCUCUGACUUUGUGGCUUAACGGCGGUCCAGGAUCGGAUUCGCUCAUUGGUCUGUACCAAGAACACGGCCCAUGCAACGUUACUGCAAACCUCACCACGACAGUGAAUCCAUACAGCUGGAGCAAUGUGUCGAACAUGCUCUACCUCUCACAGCCAAUUGGUGUCGGUUUCUCAUACGCCACCACCGAGGUCGGCUUGUACAAUGCUACCACCGGCGUCAUCAGAAACACCACCGCUGCGAAUGCUUCGCUCGCGAAUGGCCGCUUCAGCUUGACGGAUCCAUAUAGAUACGAUACGACGUACUUGGCCGCGGGCGGAACGUGGGAGAUUCUGCAAGGAUUCCUCGCUAACCUGCCGACGCUUGACAGUACAGUCACGAACAAGACCUUCAAUCUCUGGACCGAAAGCUACGGCGGCCAUUAUGGUCCUGCAUUUUACGAGUACUUCUACGAACAUAAUGCCAUGAUUGCGAACGGCACUGAAAAUGGCACGGCUUUGAUCAUGGAUACGCUUGGAAUUGGUAACGGGAUCAUUGACGAGCUAAUUCAAGCUCCUUACUAUCCUGAGUUUACGCAGCGGAACUCUUACGGCAUCCAGCUUGUGAACCAGACCAUAUAUGACUUCAUGAAGACAGCCUUUUAUAUCCCUGGCGGCUGUCAAACCCAGAUCUUGAGGUGUCAGGCUGCAAAUCAGAGCACGGCGGCAGGUCAAGCCCUAUGCUCGGCGGCGACGAGCUUUUGCAGAGGCUUUGUGGAGGAACCAUACUACUAUUACGGCGGGCGGGGCGUGUACGACAUCCGCCACCCGUAUAGCGACCCAACUCCGCCUACCUAUUUCAUCGACUAUCUCAAUACCGCUGCAGUACAGAAUGCCCUUGGCGUCAAUAUCAACUAUACCGCCGACAGCUCCAGCCUGGUGGGCCAAGGCUUUAGUUCGACUGGAGACUUUGUCUAUCGCUCCUUGAUUGUCGACCUCCAGGCAAUCCUCAACCGAGGCGUUCGUGUUGCCCUUUUCUACGGCGACGCAGACUACAUCUGCAAUUGGCUAGGUGGCGAAGCAGUCUCAAACGCUCUCAACUACAGCGGCAGCGCUGGGUUUGCGAAAGCGAACUAUACGCCAUUUGUGCUCGAUGGCACUGAGUAUGGCGAGGUGCGGCAGUACGGCAACUUUAGCUUUUUGAGGAUCUAUGAAAGCGGCCACGAAGUGCCAUACUACCAGCCGGCUGCGGCGCUUGAGAUGUUCAGGAGAGUGCUCGGCAACUUGGUGCUUGCGGACGGAAGUGCGCCGGUCACGCCUAACUAUACCACUCCCGGAUUGCCCAAUGCCACACAUACAGAGUCGUUUGUGCCCUUGUCGAGCACGAGCUCAGCGAGUAGCACCACA